GAAGGUUCUCCAGUCGCGCGAGAUUCACCGACGCGUUGAACCUGGCGCUCGCGACUCGCGCAUCUUCAUCUCGGCUCGUCAGAACUUGAAUCUUCGGAUUUUGUUCUUGCUUUUUUUGCAGCGCUCACUUUUUCGCUUCUACAUUUCAGCCGUUGUGAUUUGUCGCUAAAACUAAUUGCUUGCGCUUGACCUUGCACCGUGGUGAACUGCCUCCUCGCCGCUCGGAAGCUGCUGCUGCUGCUGCUGUUCCUGCUUCGUGUGAGUUAGCUGAGCCGUCGGUGGGGCCGCUGAUGCGAUGGGCUUGCGUGCGCGUAGGAGCUCGGAGCUGCCCGUGGUGGCACUGGCUCAGCCGAGGCAUCGAGCCACGCUGAUAGCCCGCGCCAGAUUUAGUAGCCGCGGUUUGCUGGUCGCGCACCGACGUCGACGCUAUUACGAGCAGCUCAUCGACCGAAGCGCCAACAGCAGCGACAUGCAAGCCAGCGAGGGCCAGUCGACAGAUCCAGCCAGCCAGCUUGACAGUUUUCAAGAUAAGGCUGCAUUUGGCUAUGGAACUAGUCUUCCCCCCAAUAACAAUGACAUGACUGAUAAGGAGUCUGCUUCCAAGAAAGUAAUAUUUUGCGUACAUGGAAAGCUUUCUGGUUGUUGCACACUUGUCAAAGGAGGAAAAGAAGAAUGUGCUCCUAUAGAUUAUUUAAGAAAUCCUAGCUUUUACGAAGAUCACUGCCACCGAGAGAGAAAUGAAGAAAUUGACAAGAAGGCACGAAAAAAGCUUAUAAUUGCUAGUGUAUUAUGUGUUAUAUUCAUGAUAAUGGAGAUAGUUGGAGGUGUGUGGUCCAAUAGUUUAGCGAUUGCUACGGAUGCAGCUCAUCUACUGACCGAUUUCGCUUCAUUUAUGAUAUCGCUGUUUUCAAUAUGGGUAGCUUGUAGACCUGCAACCAAAAAAAUGCCGUUUGGUUGGUAUCGAGCAGAGGUAAUAGGAGCACUGACAUCUGUUUUAUUGAUAUGGGUUGUCACAGGAGUCCUGUUUUUCCUCGCUGUUGAACGAGUUAUCAAUAAAGAUUUUGAGCUCGAUGCCCCGGUUAUGCUGAUUACAUCUGCGAUUGGAGUGGCCGUCAAUCUAGUAAUGGGCUUAACACUCCAUCAACACGGACAUGGCCAUAGUCACGGUCACAGUCAUGGACACGACAGUCAUAGUCACGACCAUGGUCAUGAUCACGGUCCCGAUAAACCUGAUAAAAGUGGAAUUGACAAAUGCAAUGAGGAAGGUGCGGCAAAGGCUGAUUUUAAGCACAAGCACGAUAAAAAUAUUAAUGUUAGAGCAGCUUUUAUCCAUGUGCUCGGUGACUUCAUACAAAGCGCAGGAGUCUUCAUUGCUGCGAUCGUUAUCUAUUUCAAGCCUGAAUGGAGUAUCGUUGACCCGAUUUGCACAUUCUUAUUUUCAAUUCUGGUCGUACUUACAACAGUAACCAUCAUCAAGGACGUCGUAAAUGUUCUGAUGGAAGGUACCCCAAAAGGAUUUGACUAUUCGCACGUGGAAAAUACAUUUAUGCAAAUAGACGGAGUGGUGAAAGUGCAUAACCUAAGAAUAUGGGCCUUAUCACUUGACAAAACUGCACUAUCAGCUCAUCUAGCUAUCAAAUCUGGUGCCAGUCCACAAACAAUACUCCGCACGGCUACUAGAAAUAUACACGACAAGUACAACUUCUUCGAAAUGACUCUUCAGAUCGAAGAGUUCAACGAAAAGAUGGAUAACUGUGAGCAAUGCAAGCCACCGUCACAAUGAUUUUUCAUUUACCCUACCAAUUUAUUGUAUGGUGAAUGUGCAUGUAUGCUGUGAGCAAUGUUUGCGCUCACACAAAUUCAUUUGUGGAACAGUGGCGCAGACCUCGAGUUUUUGAGUUAGUGAGAUACACACGCGUCAACCGAAUGAUUAAAUAUUACAGGGUAUACGAUAUAUUGCAAAUGUUUGGCGCAAUAUACCGCCUUUUAAAGGCAAUAACAUGCAAUGUGCAUCGCGUAUCAUAAGUAUUUUAGUUUUAAUGGAUUAUCGUAUAGUUAUAAAGAGGGAGACUGUGACGAUUAUUUUUACAAGUGUUUCAAGAGAUUUAGUGCAAAUGUUAAGCAAUAACAAAAAAAUCAUGUUUCUGCUAUUAGUGACUGCCAAAGUUGUAAAACAGUGUGAGAGUAAUUUUUUGACGUAUUUUCGGAUAUGCACUUGAUGCCCUUAUCCAGAAUCCACCACGUAAGCAAUCAAUAAAUUGUUUAGCUACAUUUCAAAAUACAGUGUUGUUGUCUUCCAAAUUCUAGUUUUUACAUGUAAAUUUGGAAUAGACAUUUAUGCCAUACAAGCGGACAACGAUAGUAGCUCGGACAAACAUUUCCUUCUUUUGCACACUGUUUCAGAUAAUAUAUAAUCUGCCUUACAAAACGCAAUACUGUCAAGAUAUCAAAAGCGCCAAAUUCCAAUGGCUGAUAUUCUUUUGGUUAUAAAAAAAUAAUGACGAAACGGAGUUGUUAAUUUAUCUAAUAAACAUAUUUUUGUAAGACGUACGAUCAAAGCUGCAAAACAUAAUAAUAUGUGAGGAAGUAACAGAACUCUAGCACACACAUGCCUUUGCCGACCAUUAAGUCUCUCUCACUUUUUCUCAAUAAAUAUAUAUAUAUAUUAUAAUGACUUGGUCAUCGUAAAUAUGAAUUGAUCAUAUUUAUGAUGACCAGUAUUUUAUAUAAGUAAUUAAAACUUAUACGUGUAUAUACAUCUAUUUUCGAGAAAUUUUGAAUGCAGUUAACAUUCCAAUUCGACAUUAAAUUGCAUUUAUAUUGUGAAAAAGUAAUAAUAUGCCACCCAACCAAUGAAAAUGAUAUUCAUUGAUUAUGAUAUAUCGUCAUAUUAUUUUUAAAAAAGUCAUGCGUUGUAUUACAUUAGAAUAUUCUUAUUUUAUUAUUAUCGUGCGUCAUAUACACGUGUAUAUGCUUUUUAGUUUACAAUAAUGAAUGAAAUAACGAUAAAGUAAUAUUCCUUGAGCAAAGAAGAAUUUUAUAGUCAUUAUGAUUAUGGGUUUACAAGAAAUGAAGCGUUAUCAAGUGCAAAUUGAGUGUAUAGUCUAUACUGUAAGGAAAAAGAGAACCCAUUUGGAUGAUUAUCAAAGUGCUGCUUAUAUCAUUUGUUUGAAAUUAUUUUAUAAUGUCAUAGGAACUAUGACAGUGAAGUAUGUCAUCCGUUGUUUGUUAUAUCACAUGCUUGCAUCAUA
Phymastichus coffea is the source of this 3251-nucleotide messenger RNA. RefSeq names its product proton-coupled zinc antiporter SLC30A2-like. Gene Ontology annotation, molecular function: zinc ion transmembrane transporter activity. Gene Ontology annotation, cellular component: plasma membrane. The record is from RefSeq and is a predicted model, not a curated record. NCBI's taxonomy places the organism in Eukaryota, Metazoa, Arthropoda, Insecta, Hymenoptera, Eulophidae. The transcript is spliced from 9 exons. The coding region runs from base 296 to 1783 and encodes 495 amino acids. Gene Ontology annotation, biological process: zinc ion transmembrane transport; response to zinc ion.